AUGGCUCGAGCUUCCUCAAAUUCUGCUGUAUCGGAGGGGAAACGCCAGCAGAACAGGGACAAUGGCAUGAGAUACAGAGAGCAGGCAAAGCAAGAUUUACAGGCCAUCAUCACCACCCUAAACCCGCCACUGCCAGAUACAUAUAAUCUUGGCUUUCCAAAAUUCGGCACUGCGGGAAUCGAGGAACUUAAAACGUUCAUCCAGGCGCUUGAUAAGCGUGCGACGACAGACGGCUCUACAUCUGGCGAGAUCCUUGGUUUAGAUGCCUUCUGGGACUAUCUUCGGGAACGGACGAACAAGAAGAUAGACGUCUAUGACUAUUCAGUGGAUAAACCCACCGAUAUAACACGACAGUGCACGGUCGAGCAGGUCGUAUCCCACUGGUCACGCCCUCAGCAUGAACGGCCCGCGCUGAGCCUACAGCUACUUAACCUCGAGAACGGGGUUAGAAGCUUCUGCCCGACCGAAGUCCUCCUACACGGCCUGAGGGGUAUGGUCUCUAAGAUGGACUUGGAGCAUCCAGGGAGAACCGGCUCGGAAUGGAAGGGCAGUGACCGAGAGGAGUUCUUCCUCCUCAGUGGGGCUAUCGCCGUGUCCCCGAUCCACGUCGAUACCGGUGGGCAGUUAACCUGGAUCAAGAUCCUCAAAGGACGGAGGAUUUGGUAUUUCCCGCGGGCUCUGCACGGGAGUACUGAGUCCCUCGCAAGUAGAGGACCGCAGGAUACACGUAUGUGCGCGGACGGCUGGGCUAGGGUGAAUCUCUGUGCAGGCGAUGUACUGAUUAUGCCACCGAGCUGUCCACACGCGGUCUAUACGCCGGAGGACUGCCUAGCAGUGACUGGAAGCUUUUACACGGCUGCCCACCUCGGCUCAUCGCUCCGUGGGCUGCAGUUACAAGAGGCAUAUCCUGAGAUCAGUAACGAAGACCUUGAGCCCGAGUUCUAUAGACUCCUCAGCCAUACCUUCACUCACUAUGACCAUCUCUACAUUCGCGAUACUGCGCUGCCAGACCGUAUCUACGAAUCUACGAUCUGCUACCUUGAAGCCGAAGACCUAGCCCUAGCCACCUCACUACCUACCCUGCACACCCAUUCAAAAUCAGAAUCAUUGAGGGCUUUAAAGCGCGUACAGCGCCGGCGCGCCACGAUACCGGAUACUAUUCUUCAUGCUCGUCAGGAACUGCUCAAUAUUCUACAAGAGCGCGUGAAAUGGGACUUAGAGUCAACCGACGAGGAGGAUGUCGAUAUGGAGGACAAAUGA
Penicillium subrubescens is the source of this 1260-nucleotide messenger RNA. RefSeq names its product jmjC domain-containing histone demethylation protein 1. Lineage: Eukaryota; Fungi; Ascomycota; Eurotiomycetes; Eurotiales; Aspergillaceae. The coding region runs from base 1 to 1260 and encodes 419 amino acids. Gene Ontology annotation, molecular function: histone demethylase activity; transcription coregulator activity. The record is from RefSeq and is a predicted model, not a curated record. The transcript has 3 exons. Gene Ontology annotation, biological process: protein demethylation; regulation of transcription by RNA polymerase II.